Molecule: messenger RNA, 7290 nt
Organism: Labeo rohita (rohu)
Lineage: Eukaryota; Metazoa; Chordata; Actinopteri; Cypriniformes; Cyprinidae
Gene: col14a1b
Product: collagen alpha-1(XIV) chain
Exons: 48
Coding region: 134-5674 (1846 amino acids)
Cellular component (GO): interstitial matrix
Molecular function (GO): protein binding
Source: RefSeq, a predicted model, not a curated record
UCUCCGCUCACUGCGCGCGGCAAACAACGGUCACCCGCCCUCAGUGUGUGCGCGCGCUCGGCUGCAGCGGAUUCAUUCACCUCAGCUGAUCUCACGGUUCUUCUGUUCAUGUGUUGUGACAGCAGCUGAGAGGAUGCGGGUUCGAGUGCUGCUGGUCCUGAUACUCACAUCAGUAUUAAUCACACAUGCUCAAGUGCCGAUGCCCAGGAGGCUGCGUUUCAAAGAGCUGAGCUCCAACACGCUCGGCGUAACCUGGAAGGAGCCGAAGGGAGCGUUUGACAGCUAUAGACUCGUGUACAGCACUGACUCAGGAGACGAGCGUGAGCUGCUGGUGAGUAAAUCUGAGCCCAAAGCCGUCGUCGAAGGGUUUGACCGCAGUAAAGAAUACAGCGUGAAGAUCACGGCCGUCAGAGGAGCUGAGCAGAGUAAAGCGCUGCUGGGCAGAUACACCGGAUCAGGGUCAGAGGUGAGUGACGUCAGCGCUCCGCUCAAUCAGCAGGACACCAGCGCCGCCCAGCAGGACAAUGAGAUCAAUGAAGUGGACGUCUUCACGUGCAGAACUCCAGCCAUCGCUGAUAUAGUGAUUCUGGUGGACGGAUCAUGGAGCAUCGGCCGGAUUAAUUUCCGUUUGGUGCGGAUGUUUCUGGAAAGUCUCGUCAGGGCCUUCGCGGUCGGAUCUGAACACACACGUGUUGGUUUGGCGCAGUACAGCGGGGAUCCACGGAUCGAGUGGCAUCUGAACACUCACAGCACUAAAGAGGCCGUGAUUGGCGCUGUGAAGAAUCUGCCUUAUAAAGGAGGAAACACACUCACAGGUCUUGCUCUGACGUAUAUUUUGGAGAACAGCUUUAAACCUGAAUCUGGAUCCAGGCCUGAUGUUCCUAAAAUUGGGAUUCUGAUCACGGAUGGGAAAUCUCAGGACGAUGUUCUUUCUCCUGCUCAGAGACUCAGAGACGCUGGGAUUGAGCUCUUUGCUAUCGGAGUGAAGAACGCUGAUGUGAACGAGCUGAGAGCCAUCGCCUCCCCACCGGAGGAAACACACGUGUAUAAUGUAGCUGAUUUUAGCGUGAUGAGCUCCAUCGUGGAGGGACUCACCAGGACAGUCUGCGAGCGUGUCUCUGUACUCAGCAAAGAGAUCAGCGGUGAGACAGACCUGUAUUCCACAAGGCCACUGGAUGCUCCCAGUAACCUUGUGACCUCUGGGGUGACGGCAAGGAGCUUCCGUGUGUCAUGGACCCACGCUGCAGGGCCGGUGGAGAAGUACAGGGUGGUGUAUUAUUCAUCCAGUGAAUCCAGACCCGAGGAGGUGGUGGUGAACGGUAAUGAGAACUCUGUGGAGUUGCAGUAUCUGAACUCUCUGACAGAGUAUCAGAUCACUGUGUUCGCCAUCUACAGCAAUGCAGCCAGUGAAGCUCUGAGAGGCAGCGAGACCACCUUGGCGUUGCCGACGGUCAGUAAUCUGGAGCUGCAUGACAUCACUCACAGCACCAUGCGUGUGCGCUGGCGGGAGGCAGAAGGGGCUUCUGGGUACAUGAUUCUGUACGCGCCUCUGACAGAAGGCGACCCCGCAGAUGAGAAGGAGGUUAAAGUGUCUGACUCCGUGACUCAGGUUGAACUGGAAGGUUUGACUCCUGCAACCGAAUACACGGUGACGGUUUACGCCAUGUACGGAGAGGAAGCCAGUGACCCCAUGACGGCGCAGGAGACCACGCUUCGUCUGACUCCGGCUCGUAAUCUGCGCAUCACAGACAUCAGUCACAGCUCCGCUAAACUCACGUGGGACGCAGCGUCUCGUAAGGUCAAAGGUUACCGUAUUGUUUAUGUGAAGUCGGACGCUGUGGAGACCAAUAAGGUUGAGGUCGGACCGAUCACCACUCUGUUGCUACGUAACCUGACCUCUCUGACGGAGUACACGGUCGCCAUCUUUGCCCUGUAUAACGAGGGACAAGCAGAACCGCUGACGGACAGCUUCAACACCAAUGUGGUUCCUCUGCCGCUGAAUUUCCGUAGCAGUGACGUGUCCACCGAUAGUUUCAGAGUGAUGUGGAAAGACGCCGCGUCUGACGUCUCCUUCUACAGACUCAGCUGGAGACCUGCGGCAGGAGGAGAAGCCAAAGAGGUUCUCAUCAAUGAUAACUCCAACUGGUUUGUCAUCACGGGUCUGAAGCCUUUGACUGAAUAUGAAGUUUCUCUGUUUGCGGUCUACAGAGACGAGUCCGAGAGCGAUCCGGUGGAGAUCAGCGAGACCACAGUUGCCAGAACAACGACAGUCACGACGACGACCGUCAGAACGACACCAGCCGUGCAGCGUCUGGCCGUCAGGAAUCUGCAGCUGAGCGACGUGACGACCUACAGCAUGCGUGUGUCAUGGGAUCCGCUGGGUCCAAACGUGCGUCACUACCGGGUGUCGUACAUCAGCACGCGAGGAGACCGCGCCGAACAGACGGCGAUGGUUCCUGCCGCUCAGACUUCGCUGCUUCUGCAGCCUCUUCUGUCGGACACAGAGUAUCGCGUCAGCGUCUCAGCGGUCUACAGCGACGGCGACGGGCCGCCCAUCACACGCGUCGCACGCACACUGCCUCUGUCUGCUCCCAGUAACCUCCGCGUGUCAGAGGAGUGGUACAACCGCUUCCGCAUCAGCUGGGACGCGCCGCCCUCGCCCACCAUGGGCUACCGGAUCGUCUACCAGCCCACAUCAGCGUCUGGCCGCGCGCUGGAGACGUUCGUGGGCGACGACGUCAACACCAUGCUGAUCGUCAACCUGUUGAGCGGGACGGAGUACAGCGUGAAAGUCAUCGCCACCUACACCACGGGUUCCAGCGAGGCUCUGAACGGACGUGCCAAAACGCUGUAUCUGGGAGUGAGUAACCUCAACACGUAUCAGGUGCGGACGACCAGCAUGUGUGUGCAGUGGCAGCCGCAUCGACACGCCAACCUGUACCGCCUCAUCCUGCAGUCGCCGCUCAUCGGUGAGAAACAGGAAGUGAGGCUGAGCGGCUCCACGUCCAGACACUGCUUCAAUGAUCUGACGCCGAACACGCAGUACACCAUCAGCGCUCACGCUCAGCUGCAGGACACGGAGGGACCCGCCGUCACCACCACACAGACAACAUUUCCUGUGGCCACGGCUCCGCCCACCACACCCAGCACCACCCCCCCUCCACCCACCCUGCCCGCCACUAAAGAAGUGUGUCGAGCUGCUAAAGCUGAUCUGGUGUUUCUGGUGGACGGAUCGUGGAGUAUCGGAGACGACAACUUCCAGAAGAUCACCCGCUUCCUGUACAGCACCGCCGGAGCCCUGGACCAGAUCGGACCGGGCGGGACUCAAGUGGCCAUCGCUCAGUUCAGUGACGACGCUCGCACCGAGUUCAAGCUCAGCUCGUACGAUAAUAAAGAAAACCUGCUGGACGCCAUUCAGAGGAUCUCCUAUAAAGGAGGAAACACAAAGACAGGCCGGGCGAUGCAGCACGUGAAGGACUCUGUGUUCACGGCGGUGGGCGGAGCCAGAAGGGGCGUGCCCAAAGUCCUGGUGGUGCUGACGGACGGCCGUUCCCAAGAUGACGUGCUCCAGGUUUCCCAGGAGAUCCAGGCGGAAGGCUACAUCGUGUUUGCCAUCGGUUUUGCCGAUGCCGAUUACGGCGAGCUGGUGAGUAUCGCCAGCAAACCCAGCGAGAGACACGUGUUCUUCGUGGACGAUCUGGACGCUUUCAAAAAGAUUGAAGAGAAACUCAUCACCUUUGUUUGCGAAGCUGCAUCAGCAACGUGUCCAUCAGUACCCAUGAGCGGCAGCACUUUACCAGGGUUCAGGAUGAUGGAGACGUUCGGGCUGGUGGAGCAUCUGUACAGCAGUGUGAGCGGUGUGUCCAUGGAGCCGGGAACCUUCAACAGCUACAGCAGCUACAGACUCGGCAGCGACGCGCUCGUCACGCAGCCCACCAGGUUCAUCCAUCCGGAGGGUCUGCCGUCGGACUACACCAUCACCAUGCUCUUCCGCCUGCUCCCCGAAACCCCGCAGGAGCCCUUUGCAUUGUGGGAAAUCCUCAACAGCAACAACGAGCCGCUGGUGGGAGUCAUUCUGGACAUUUCUGGAAAGACGCUGACUUACUUCAACACCGAUUAUAAUGGUGAUUUUCAGACGGUGACGUUUGAGGGUCCGGACAUCCAGAAGCUCUUCUAUGGCAGUUUUCAUAAGCUGCACAUCGCUGUCAGUAAGACGUCGGCUCUCGUGAUGGUGGACUGUAAACCGGCGGGAGAGAAGUCCGUUAAUGCGGCCAAAAACAUCAGCGUUGACGGGGUGGAGGUUCUGGGACGGAUGGUGCGAUCCAGAGGAUCCAAAGACAACUCUGCACCGUUUCAGUUGCAGUCCUUUGAUAUCGUGUGCAGCACAUCAUGGGCUCGACGGGACAAAUGCUGUGACCUGCCCAGCCUGAGGAAGGAAGCCGAUUGUCCAUCUCUCCCGCGCGCCUGCACCUGCACUCAGGACAGCAAGGGCCCCCCCGGCCCUGCCGGACCCCCAGGAGGUCCGGGCAUCAGAGGAGCCAGAGGAGAUCGAGGUGAACCCGGCCCUGUGGGUCCUGCUGGUUCAGUAGGGGACACUGGUGUUCCAGGUGCUCAGGGGCCUCCCGGUCCUCCGGGGCCCAGUGGACGCUCCAUCAGAGGCCCUCCGGGGGCUCCGGGUGAGACGGGACAGAAGGGCGACGCCGGUCCUCCAGGGUCGCAGGGUGUUCCCGGUUCUCCAGGGCCUGUGGGACGCGACGGGCCUCCAGGAGCGAGGGGGCUGCAGGGACAGGACGGUCCUCAGGGACGAGUGGGACCGCCGGGAACCAUAGGGGGCCCAGGAGCGCCGGGGGCCCCGGGAGAAAAUGGCCCCCCAGGACCCACAGGAGAACAGGGUCCUCCGGGACCCCCGGGAUCCAAGGGAGACAGGGGUGAGCGGGGUGACGUCCAGUCCACAGCUUCUGUCCAAGCCAUAGCCAGACAAGUGUGCGAGCAGCUCAUCCAGAGUCACAUGGCGCGCUACAAUUCUAUUCUGAACCACAUUCCCAGUCAGCCGGUGUCGAUCCGCACCGUUCCCGGACCGCCGGGAGAGCCGGGGCGACAGGGGGCUCCAGGACCUCAGGGAGAGCAGGGGCCGCCGGGACGGCCGGGAUUCCCCGGCACUAACGGAGAGAACGGCCAGCCGGGAGCCCGAGGACCUUUGGGCGAGAAGGGAGAGAAGGGCAGUCCAGGUGUGGGCGUCCAGGGACCCAGAGGACCCGCCGGACCUCCAGGACCUCCUGGUGAAGGCAGAACAGGAAGUACAGGUCCAUCUGGUCGCCCCGGUAACCCCGGCAGUCCCGGCAGACCCGGGAUUCCAGGACCCAUUGGUCCGCCCGGCCCGCCCGGAUACUGCGACCAGAACUCCUGCCUCGGCUACAACGUGGGAGAGCCGGGCGUCGAUGCUGACCUCACUGACAGAGAUGUUCCUGUAGUUCAACUGCCGCCCAGCUCGUACCAGCCGUACGGCCCGGAGGCCGAGGGUGAGGAAGACGACCCGUACGGCUCCUACGGCUCCUACUACCAGCCCAACUACCCGCCGCCGCGACCCGUGCAGCCCGACGACCCCGUCAUAGCGGAGGGCGUGGAGGAGGAGCUGCGCUCGCCCGGCAUGCAGCGGCAGACGCGCAGACGCUAGGAGAGCACGACGCCGUGACAAGCAGACGCAGGAAGCGCAUCACCGCUGACGUCACACAGCAUCACGUGACGCGGCGGGUGUGAGAGACGACGAGAGAGAAACUCGGCGUUCUGAAAAGAAAAGUCUGAGUAUGUAAACUCAGACAAAGAGCCAGAAUCGUGCGAUAAAAGUCGUUUUUAUUUUUUUAUUCCAUUAAAUCCAUUGGUUUAAACACUUGCGGUGUGUGAGUUAUUAUAGGACAGGGAUGAGAUUUCACUACAUCUGCUUAUUCAUGCUUAUACAUUCAAUUAAACUUCAGGCAGUUUAAAUGCAGUCACGUUUGUGUCGUUCAGCACAUUAAAUAGAAGCGUGUUUGACUGCCGACCGCGUCUGACUGAGUCAAUGUUCAUUUCUGUCUGUUCUUCAGGUGAUGUGUUCAAUAUUUGCGAUAUAUUCACAGUGAAAUCAUGAAUACGUGCUUUGCUGUAGUUAUUUACGCUGUUGAAGUUUCUAAAGAAAUUCAAGUUCACUUGAAUCAUUUCUUUCCAUAGGUCUGAUUCAGUUCACAGAUCCAGCGGUUAGUUUGCUUCGCUCGCUGCAUGAAAUAUAGCUACACUCUUAAAAAUAAAGGUGUCUUAAAAGGUUCUUCGAAGCGAUGCCAUAGAAGAACCGUACAGCCAAAGGUUCUUUAAAGAAACAUCUCUUUCUUACCUUUUUAUAAUCCAAAGAACCUUCUUUUGCAAACAAGAAGGUUCUUCAGAUGUUAAAGGUUCUUUAUGGAACCAUUUAAACAAAAAAGUUCUUCUAUGGCAUCAUGAAGCAUCUUUAUUUUUAAGAGUGUAUUAUGAUUAUGAUUACAUAUAGAUGACUAGGGCUGUCAUUCUCGUGUUUAUUUAGAGAAAAACAGUGCAAAAAAUGCCAAAAUUUUUAUUGUAUUAUAAUUUUUACACAUUUGGUAUAUAAAUGUUUCUUCUGCUUUUUAAGUAUUUUCAGGGCUCCAGUAAAAUGGAGAGUAUUUCAUGUAAAAUAGAGAUAUUGUCAAAUGAUCAGUAUAUUUUUGAUCCGUACGGAAGCUGCUCUUUCUGUUCUGAAUCUGCCGUUAUAAAUGACUGAUUGUCUGAUCGUGAGAUCGGAUGUUCAUAAGCUCUGAUUCUUUGACACCCGUUGAGCUUAAAGUGCCUCUUUAUAUCAUCUCGUUUUGUAGUAUUAUAUAUAUAUUCAUGUGCCGCUCGUCUGUAAUACGACACGUCCAGCGUUUCAUGCGAUUAUUCUGCAGUUCUCUGCCGUUUCUCGUCUGUGUCUCACUUUCUCAAGCUAUUGCUGUUUUAUCUUUAAAGUUAUUUAUUAUAUCUCAAGUAUUUCUGUAUUUCCAGUAUUCAGCAUGUUUUUGAGGAGUCAGUCUUGACUAGAUGCUUGUUAAACAGUCGUUUACAGUCACUUCAUAUGUGACAUGUCAAGUAUUUCUAGGGUUGAUGUAAUAUGUAAUGCUAUAUUGUGAUGAUCGGAUGAAUUAUCAUGCAGUAUUUGUGUGGUUGUGAGAAUGUCAGCUUUGCUGUCAAAUCGAUUUAAUAAAAAAACAUUUUAAAGUAAUGACUGAAAUGAUUCAUUGUGUGCAGACAUUGAAGUGAGUUGCUGUA